CUGAAACGGCCACACUGCAACAUUUUUCAUAAAACAAUCUUGUUUUGAUAUUGGUAAAUUAAUUGCCAGCAAUUAGUUUAAAUUGUGUGUAAAAUAAAAGGCCAACUGGGCAGGCAACAAGUAAACUAAUCACCAUGGAGGCGGUGCCCCGUUUGCAUAUGCUCUGGUUCGCCCUAAAAUCGAGUCCCGAGGGAACCUCCUUUGCGGCUUUGAAAAAGUACAUCGCGGAAUUUUAUCAUGAAGAUCCAGAGGCUUACUCCAAAGAGGUCCAUGCCCUGGAGACUUUGCGCAACCAGGCCAUGCACACCACGAAAGAUGGAGCGCCGGUGAUGAAACGCUACUAUUGCCAGCUACACGCCCUUCAGAAUCGAUUUCCACAGCUGGCGGAUCGCGGAAUCUUCACCUUUAAAUGGAAGGAUCUCUAUCACAGUGCCGUUCACGAGGUCACUGAUCUGCGAUUCGAACGGGCUGCGGUGCUGUUCAACAUUGCCGCAUUGCACACUCAGUCCGGAGCGUCGGUGACCCGUGGCGAUGUGGAUGGAAUGAAGAUGGCCUGCACUCACUUCCAGGCGGCUGCUUGGGCCUAUGGAGAGCUGAGAGAACGCUAUGCCAAUGUCAAUGGCGGAGGGGAUUUUAUGACCCCAGAGCUGCUGGUCUUUCAGCAACAGGUGUGCUUUGCCCAAGCUCAGGAAUGCAUACUCGAGAAGUCGCUAAUCGACAAUAGGAAACCGCAUAUUGUGGCCAAAGUGACGGCGCAGAUUGUGGUUUACUAUGGAGCUGCACUGGCUGCUCUUCUUACGGGAGGAGAUGAUGGUCCAGUGGCUCAAGUCAUCGAUAGUUCUGUGUACAAACUGUGGAAGAAGUACGUUCGCUUCAAGAUCAACUAUCUCACCUGCAUAUUGUACCUAUACCAGGGCCAACAUUCCGAGGAGAAGCGUCAGAUGGGCGAAAGGGUGACGCUCUACCAGGCUUCCUGGGACAAACUGGAGGAGGCGCGCAAAGAGUCCAAGGGCCUUCCUGACCAGCGGGAAAUCAAUGAAUCCCUCAGCUUCACCGCUGAUGUGGUGGAAGCAAAGCGCAAAAAUGCCAAAAACGAAAAUGAGUUCAUUUACCAUGAGGCGGUGCCCGAAUUGUCCACCAUUGCAGCCGUCCAAGGUGCCAAUUUGGUCAAUGGGAUUGGCUUUCAAGUAAGCGACGAGGAGCACGCGGGUCCAGACAUCUUUGCCAGAUUAGUGCCCAUGAAGGCCCACGAAGCCAGCUCGUUGUACAGCGAAGAGAAAGCCAAACUUUUGCGUAAGUACGGAGCUCUGCUGGAGGAGAAGGACACCCAACUGGAGUCGUACAUGAGCUCCCUCACCCUGGAUAAUCUGAAUAUCAACGAGGAGCAAGCCAAUAAGUUGCCCCAGGGCAUCGUGGAUCGCUGUGCCGCCUUAAAUGCAAACAAGACUGCUAUCAGCGAUCUUGUAGAGGCCAUGUCUCAGCUGGCUGAGAUUACAGCCGAUGUGGAGACCAACCUGGGCGAGAUUUCAAGCAUGCUGGAGGCAGAAGCCAAAGCGGAGCGAGAGUUCCAAUCCGCCACCGGCGUUCAACGAACACCAAAUGCCCACAUUACCGAGUUAUCGCGAGAGUUCCAGAAAUACAGUGAAGCCCAUGCACGGGCAGGGGAAUCCAAUAAUACCUUGCGGAAAGCCAUGAGCCUGCACGUAAAUAAUCUAAAGAUCCUGGCCAGACCAUUGCCUGAGAUUCAGCAACUGAUGCCCAAACUAAGUUCGGAACUGAAUACCACCGAAAUUUUCAGGGAUGUGAAGCUCAUCCUCAACAAAGUCAACGAAAUGAAGGCGCAACGUGCUCAGUUUCAUGCGGAUUUGAGGAUAGCCAUCAAUGAGGAUGAUAUCACUGGCAAAGUAAUUGCCCACGGUGGACAGGAGGGCCUCCAAGCUUUAUUUGCAACCGAGCUGGGCAAGCACGACAAGAUCACCGAACUUCUCGAUCAGAAUAUGGUGGCUCAAGGUAAUAUUCUGCAAGCUCUAACUGAAAACUAUGCCAAGGCGGCACCAGUUUUGAAAACGCUCCAGGACGUGAAGCAGAAACGGGAGCACUUUUACAGCUCGCUAGCUGCAUCCUAUGAUGUUUAUGAGGAUCUGCUGGCCAAAUCCGCCAAGGGCUUGGAAUUCUACAAGAAACUAGCCGGAAAUGUACAGAAGCUACUUACCAGAUUUCGAUCCGCCAGGGAUGUACAGUCCGAAGAGCGCCAGCAAAGGAUGCAGAGCGUUAAGGCCGCAACAACUCCAGUUGUCAGCAAACCAAUAGCGGAAACUACGCCUGUGCCAGCGGUGAGCAGCACCCCCAAAUUAAGGGAUUACCUCAAGGCCAAGGCAGCGAUGGCGGAUGCCUCGAAUCCCGCCUAUGUGCCUACAGUGCGUCCAGUGCCGGUGGGCUCGGAGAAUCCCACGCAGGCCGCUUGUUCCUAUGCCACUGCACCACCGAAUGAGCCACCUCCACCCUAUAGUCUCACACAGCAGCAGUAUUUUGAUCCCAGUGCCGCCGGCUACACGAAUCCCAUGUAUCAGCAGCAACAGCAGCACAUUGCUCCACCGGCCUACAAGGCCCAAGCAUCGCCAAACUCUCAGACCCUCCACGGAGCGCUCGGUCAGAUGAAUUUGCAGGGCCAGUCGCAGGAUAACAACCAAGCAGGCAUGGCUUAUAAUUACGGGUAUCCAAGUGGGUCUGUUCCUCCUCUAGCUUACGCUCCACCCGGAACAGUGCCCGCAAGCUCAGCUUCCCAGGGAUUGAAUAUCCAGCAGCCUCUGUAUGUGGCUACAUCGGGCAAUCCAGUUUCGGUUUCAAAUCCCAGUGAGCUGCCGUCCACCCUGCAGGCACCCUUCGUGGUCAAUCCAAUGUCCAAUCCCUACCAAACAGCGGCAGGUUAUUCAGGGCAGGCUUACCAACAGGUCAAUGCUCAAGCUCAACAGGUGACUUAUCCUACAGCACCAUCGGGCUCUUCAACAGGACAAUCAGCUCAACAGCCCUUGGGUUAUGCGCCAAGUCAGGGGCCACAGCAGCAAGCUGGUGGAUAUCCACAAUCUCAGACACCGCAGCAACAGGUGGGAGCUUAUCAACAGCAGCCAUUAUCAGGCUAUGCCCAACAGCUGACGCCUCAGCAACAAACUGGAUAUUCACAGUCGCAAGCACCGCAGCUCCAAGCGCCCAGCUAUGCCCAAAAUCAGCAAUCGACUGGACAAGCACAGCAGCAACAGACUGGAUAUCCACAGACACCUCAACAACAUCUAGCUGGGUAUGCUCAGUCCCAGCAACAGGCUACAGGAUAUCCACAAUCGCAGACAUCGCAGCAGCAGACCACCGGGUAUUCCCAGUCCCAGACGCCUCAACAACCACUGGCAUAUCAGCAGCAACCAUCUGGUUAUCCACAACAACAACAACAGCAGUCACUUGCUCCGCAACAGCCAUCACUUUAUCCAUCGCAGGCUGUCCAGGCGUCGCCACAACCUAUUCCUGGCCAGCAGGCAACACCUCCGAAUGCUGGGCAACCUUUGCCAUAUCCACAGCAGUACACUGAUCCCAAUGCAGCUCCAGCUCCAGCUCCUGGGGUUUCUUCUGUACCAAGUCCUGUUCCAGUACCGACUCCAGCCCCCACUUCAUCUCAAGCUCAGGUUCCCACAUCUCCGCAUCCUUCGGCCACCUACACCAGCUAUUCCAACCAUCCUGGCUAUAGCUUUAAUCCGCAGACAGGUAAAUACGAGUACAGCAGUGGCUAUCAGCAGGAUACCAGUUCGUUGAAGGGAUCCCAAGCCUCGCAAAGCUACCAGUUUAGCCAGAGUGGCAAGCAGCAGUCGGUGGGAACAACGGACUCAGAGAUUGCCAGUCGCAGCAAUACCGCCACUGGAUUCGAUUCACCUAUCGUGUCCCACACCAAGGUUAAUAUGGCAGCUAAGGACUCCACUUCUGCGAUAGAGGGCAAUGAGUCAUCCAACUACUACUCCACUCCCUAUGGAUACCUUGGCAGUGUAAAUCCGCAGCAACAACCCACUCCUGCGCCUCCUUCGAAUUCAACUGCUUCAAUUUAUAUGCAAAGUGGAGCGAGCAGCACUGCUGAAACCCAGACGACUUCCAGCGGAGUUCCUUACGCCUCCUCCGCGGCUUUGACCAAAGUAGAACCAAAGCCGGAGGCAUUGCCUCCCAAGGUUACCAGCAAUGUGGAUCUGCUUAGCGACCUGGACAUUGACUGCUCCGUUGCUGUUCCGCCGCCAAUGUUGCCGCAGCCUGUUUUGCAGCCCCAGGUGGUGGCCACUCCUACGCCGCCGGCAAGUCAGGUAUCGGUGCCUGUUAAGGUAGAAAGUGUGGCAGAGCACGCUGCUCCCGCAACAGCGGAAAUUCCUGUAGCAGCCACCGAGGGAACUGCUCAAACUCCAGUUACCAUUCCUUCGGGUCCGAAGUGUGCCAGUUUAGAUAACCUAUCCAACUGUUCCGACCUAAGUUCCCUGGAGAACUUUGACUGGGACUCGGUAUCCGUUACACAUUCCGUCAGUGAGAAACAGACCAAGGCAUCUGCCACAGCCAAUGGCCAUUCGAGCAGUUUUGCAUUCCAAUCCGAAACUUUUACGGACGAAAAAACGACAAAAUAUUUCCAAAAGGAGGUGGAGAGCUAUGAAAAAUUACUAGAGAAUUUGCACGUGAAAAUGUUGAAUGGAAAAACACAACUGGGCGCCAAAUGGCAAGAGCUGCAGCAAAAGUUGGAUAAAGAAGCCGCUGCCAACAAGCGAUCCACCACCAUUGCGAAAUUGUUCCCGGAGAAAAAUCGAUCCCUUGAUUGUCUGCCAUACGAUCAUGCCAGAGUAAAGCUGGACAAGCAGACCGAUGACUACAUCAAUGCCGCCUACAUGAAGAACUUGAGUGCCGGCUGUCCCAACUUUAUUGUCGCUCAGACUCCCCAGCCAAAUACCAUCAACGAUUUCUGGUCCAUGAUCUGGUCGGAGAAGUCGCGCACUGUGGUUUGCCUGCACACCCCAAAUGAACUUUUCGAUCCCUACUGGCCGCAAGCUUUGGACCAGCCGACUCAUUAUGAUGAUUACACCGUGACCUGCUUAAAAGUGCAGCAACUUAGCCACUGCUCCGAGUAUCAACUUAAAUUGUCCAUGCAUGGAGCGGACGCAGUGCUGGAUUUAUCUCUACUGCAGCUGAAACAGUGGACCAAGGGGGCUCCAGCUCAACUUCUGGGUGUGGCGGAAAAUGCUUUGGAGACCCAUCGACAACGCUGCAAGGCAGCCAAUGCUCCGCAAUCGCCGCUCAUUAUGAACUGCUUAACUGGUUCAGAGCGUUCCGAACUGGUGGCCAUUGGAGUAUGUGCUAUUAUAGCGACCCAAAACAAGCAGCCAAUUUUGUUAAAUACGAUUGAUGUUUGGUCUCGCAUUUGUGCGCAGCGUCAAAAUUCGCUUAGGGAUUCCGCCAUCCUGGAGCAGUCCAUGCAAAUUGUGCUCUGCAAUGCUCACAAUGUGCUAAACAAACGUGGCAUAAUGACCUCAUAUCAAAUGAAGAUGGCGCCGCAGGUGACAGCCAAGGAGCAGCAGGAGAACAAGGAUCCGCUCAACGAGUUGGAUGCACUUUGGAAGCUGAAGUAAACGACUGAGCCAAGCAACCAACUAAAGAUCUAUGCGUAAUCAAAACGAGUAUUUAUACAAAUAUUUAACUGUGCAGACCUAUUUCUAAAUAUCCAAUAUUGUUUCAAACAAGUUAAGGCAAGAGAAAAGUAUUUAAAGGGAUAUCGAAAACAUGUUUUAUUCUGUAUCGUAAACGUCUCUUUCAACUGUUAUAUAAAUUGUAAUUCGAAAUCGAAACCGAAUCGUGAUGUGUAUGGGAUAUUGUCAAGCGUUUCAAACCACUGUACGAGUAUAUUAGAAAUCAAUCGAACAUUUAUAUCACUUAAAAUAAAAUACAUUAAAAAUC
This is a messenger RNA of Drosophila melanogaster (fruit fly), 5961 nucleotides long. It is a transcript of the gene mop, whose product is annotated as myopic. NCBI's taxonomy places the organism in Eukaryota, Metazoa, Arthropoda, Insecta, Diptera, Drosophilidae. Gene Ontology annotation, cellular component: endosome; cytoplasm; cytosol. Gene Ontology annotation, molecular function: hydrolase activity. Bases 135 to 5636 code for a protein of 1833 amino acids. The record is from RefSeq and is marked reviewed. The transcript has 9 exons.